Salvelinus fontinalis (brook trout) is the source of this 7389-nucleotide messenger RNA. RefSeq names its product YLP motif-containing protein 1-like. Gene Ontology annotation, biological process: regulation of telomere maintenance. The coding region runs from base 267 to 7022 and encodes 2251 amino acids. The transcript has 23 exons. Gene Ontology annotation, cellular component: nucleus. NCBI's taxonomy places the organism in Eukaryota, Metazoa, Chordata, Actinopteri, Salmoniformes, Salmonidae. The record is from RefSeq and is a predicted model, not a curated record.
AAUCAGCGUUUACGUUUCCCUCCACAACCAGCUAGCUUUGUAGCUAAAUGAUACGGAACCCGAAAACCCACACGAACAACGCAGUUUAUUUCAUUUGUUAGUAUUUAUUGAUACAUCAAACGACAUCAAUAAUCAACGUUUGUUUACGGAUAACACGCGUGGUAACGUACCUCUAUCGAGGAUAACGUAGCUUUAAAUUUGUAAUUUUAACUGCACCAGCUUUAUGUGAGGACAAAGGCCUACACAUUGCUCGCUGCUUCCAAAGCAUGUAUCCCUCUUGGGGCAGUAACUAUGGUGGUGGUGGCGGCCAUCAACCACCUUCACAGCAGCACUUCGGUGCGCCGAGGGGUCAGUCUCCUCAAGGCGAAGGCUUCGGGGGAGGAUUCGGGAGCUAUGCUGCUGCUACACCCGCAGCUGCACCCGGGUCAACGUUCAACAGUCUGCGGGAGCAGCAUCUCCAGCAGAUGCAGCAGCUGCAACAGCUCCAUCAAAAACAGCUCCAAUCUGUGCUGCACCACGACAGGAACGUAAAUGAAAACCCCUAUGGCGGCGGUGGUCCUACGGCGGAGUCGUGGCAAGGCAACUCGGGAUAUGGGUAUGGUUCAACGGGGGCCAGUGCCCCUUCCCCAUACCAAGAUGAGUAUCAGUCCAUAAAAGGCCCUUCCACUUAUCAAGAUGAGUAUCAGUCCAUGGAAGCCGGGGCGCCCAGCCCACAACUUCAGCCGCCGCUGCUGCCACUGCAGCCCAAAGAGACCCAGCUUCCCCCAUCAGAGGAGGACCCACUCCCAUCAGAGGCGAACCCACAGGUACCCACUCAGAACAAUGGUAUACCAGCGACUAAAGAGCAGCAGUACUGGUACAAGCAGCAUCUCCAGAACUUGCAGAGGCUGAAAGCAGAGAAGACCAACCAAGGCCAGGGUGAUGGCUCAACGCCCCCACCUCCCAAACCCCAGCCCCACUCGGCUGCAGCCGCCCCUCCCCCUCCAUCGGAACCACCCAAGAACGCCCCUCCGCCACCACCACCAAAAGAGGAGCCCCCACCACCACCUCCACCUGAUGACGAAAAGCCUGCCCCCGCGAACCAGGACCCAGUAGAGGUGGCCCGCCUACAGCAGCUCCAGAGUGCAGCGGCCCAGUGGCAGCAGGCCCAGCAGCAGAGAGCGGGCUACCAGUACCAAGCCCUGAUGCAGCACCAUGCUCAGCUACAGGCCAUCCUCAACCAGUACCAGCAGUGUAUCCAACAACCUGCACAGCUAGAGACAAUGUCUAUGGCCAUGCAGCUGAGUCACUAUGAGACGCAGCAGCAGCAGUUUGGCCCGGUGUUUGCAGACUGGGGCCGCACCUUCAGCCGGUGGCAGGAGGAGUUCCUGUCCUACCCACAUAAAGACCAGCUACAGGACUAUGAGUUACAGUGGAAACAGUGGCAGGAACAGAUGGACUCGACCUCAGCACACCUACAGGAGAGGGUCACCACACUGCGAGCCAUGCAGCAACAGUACGGAGCUGACCAAUACAGUAGUAGUGACCGGUAUAGUAGUGGAGGGUACGAGGACCAGUACAGCCAGUAUGGUCAGUACCCACAGUCUGGAGCGGACUCGCAGAAUCAACAAGGCCACGUGGUGAGCCCAUCCACGCCGUCCCAGCCAGGUAGCCAGCCCUCGUCCACCUCUGGACCCAUGUCCCAGGGCCCUCCACCCGUGCACCAGGGCCCUCCACCCGUGCACCAGGGCCCUCCACCCGUGCACCAGGGCCCUUCACCCGUGCACCAGGGCCCUCCACCCGUGCACCAGGGCCCUUCACCCGUGCACCAGGGCCCUUCACCCGUGCACCAGGGCCCUUCACCCGUGCACCAGGGCCCUUCACCCGUGCACCAGGGCCCUCCACCCGUGCACCAGGGCCCUCCGCCCGGGCACCAGGGCCCUCCAACAAGGCACCAGGUCCCUCCACCCGUGCACCAGGGCCCUCCAACAAGGCACCAGGGCCCUCCACCCGUGCACCAGGGCCCUCCACCCGUGCACCAGGGCCCUUCACCCGUGCACCAGGGCCCUCCACCCGUGCACCAGGGCCCACCAGCAGGGCACCAGGGCCCUCCACCCGUGCACCAGGGCCCUCCAACAGGGCACCAGGGCCCUCCACCCGUGCACCAGGGCCCACCAGCAGGGCACCAGGGCCCUCCACCCGGGCACCAGGGCCCUCCAACAGGGCACCAGGGCCCUCCAACAGGGCACCAGGGCCCUCCACCCGUGCACCAGGGCCCUCCACCCGUGCACCAGGGCCCUUCACCCGUGCACCAGGGCCCUCCACCCGUGCACCAGGGCCCUCCAACAGGGCACCAGGGCCCACCAGCAGGGCACCAGGGCCCUCGACCCGGGCACCAGGGCCCUCGACCCGGGCACCAGGGCCCUCAGUCAGAGCAGUACAACAUGUCUGGACCCCCUGGUAGAGGGGCAGGCCCAGGAGGGAGACCGCCAGGUCCACAAGGAGGACAGCCUCCAUCCUACCAAGGCCCCAGAGGACCAAGGUUUGAUGGUCCGAGAGGGAACGGCCCGCGGUUUGACCAGCAGCAGCAGUCCGUUCAACAGCAGAGGAUCAACGCUCCACCAGGUCCCAGGUUCAACCAGCAGCACCCAAGGUUUAAUCAGUUUGGCCCCAGAGGACCAGGGCCUCGGUUCGGACAGCAGGGGCCCCACUUCGACCACCCCGCGAGACAGAGCCCCCCAGCCCGCUUUGAAAGACCCACUGGUCCCUCAGCACCCUAUAUAGGCCCACAGCCUAAACCAGACACUGGCAAAGACACCAAACUAUCUCAGGGUAAGACUGAGAUGCCACCAGGCUCUAAGCUUCCUGGUAUUAAACCUACUGGGCCAACUAAACCAGUAGCAGACAGUACAACUAAGCAAGGUGAAUUGGCAGAACCAGGAGAUAUGUCAGAGGACAUGUUGGAGUCCCUUGAGGGCUUCUUCGUCCAAAAUGACCCCAUCCCUCAGACGAAAGCAGAGGCCGAUGCUGCUGCUAGUAAGGACUCCACUGCCAAAAAGGAAGAGGUGAGCCCCUCUGCCGCUGCCGGUGCCAAGCACCCCGUGUCCACCAUCACUUCUGUAUCCCCGAAAACCGCUUCCCCUGCCAAGACCGCUCUCAAACCAGGUGGACCGGCCGGGCCGUUGAAGACCAACGUCGAUAACAACAACGGGUCUCGGGGAACACAUGGGCCUAAGCCUCACGGACCGGAGCCGCCGAAGACCGACCCAAUGACCAACCAACCCCCUGGUCUUCUGGGGCUCAUGGGCCGUGGUAGAGGGGGACGUGGCCAGCCUCUAGGGCCUUCAAGAGGGGGGGAGGACGGAGGUAGAGGACGAGGGGAGGAGGAUGGAGGGAUGAGGGGAGGGAGAGGACGAGGGGAGGCGGACGGAGGGAUGCGGGGAGGGAGAGGACGAGGGGAGGCGGACGGAGGGAUCUGGGGAGGGCGAGGACGAGGGGAUGCGGACGGAGGGAUGAGGGGAGGGCGAGGACGGGGGGAGGCAGGUGGAGGGAUGCGGGGGCGAGGUAGUCUAUGGGGACGUGGAGGGAAACAGUCGGGUAUCCCAGACUUCAGUCCCAACACUAUCCCUCUGGGAGGUGGGAGGACAGAGGACGACAUGGAGGGGGUUCCUUACGACUACAGACCUCCACAUGAAGAGAUGAGAUCACAACAUGGAGGACCAGAGGAGGACUGGCAGCAGCAGGAGUGGCAACAGGACCCUUCACUGGAGAAACCUGAAGGUCCUCAUCAGCCUGAAGAGGAGAUGUGGGUCCCUGAAGAGCACUACUACCCUCCAGAGGACUACUACGAAGACCCAGGGAGAGGAGGUCCCCCUAUGGGGAGAGGAGAGCCUCUAGAUGGGCACCACUGGGAGGACGCAGACCCCCCACCUCCAGAGUACUGGGGAGAGGAAGGAGAUCCAUACUGGAUGGACCGGAGGCCCCCUCCUCAUGGCAUGAGAGGAGGCCCCCGAGCCCCCUUCCCCCCUGGGCGUGGUCGCCCCCCACGAGGCAGGCCCGGCUUCAUGCACCAGGGUGGUCCCAGACGCCCCCUUCCUCCUCCUCACGGAGCCAUGGACCCCCAUGACCCUCUAGGAUCCCCCAUGGGGCCUGACGAUGACAUGGACCCUCUGGGACCCCCGCUGCAUCGGGACUACAACCCCCGAGGGCCGACCAUACACCACGAUAUGAUGGAGCGAGACAUGAGGGGGCGGCCUCCUCUGCCUAGAGAGAUGAUGGACAGAGAUCUGAUGGGGCCUGCUGGACAUCCUCCAUACCACGACAUGGAGAGGGACCCUGGCUGGCCCCCGGGCCCUGGACGACCCCCCCACCUCGGCAGAGACGGGCCAAGAGGACCCCCUCCGCCUCCCCAUGAGAUGAUGGAGCGGGGAGGAAUGAGGAGGCGUCCGAUGGGCCCUCGGGGCGCCCCGAUGGGCCGGGGCAUGAUGCGGCACCCAUCUCGCUCACUCGAGGACUUGGAGGGGUACCCCCGGGAGGGUUAUGGGGAGGAGUUUGGUGAUGACGGGUAUGGAAGAACGCUGCCGCCACGUGACUGGCCGGACCACCCCCCACAUGAGUACGACUGUGAGGAAGAGUAUUAUCCCCAGGAGCCUCGUCCUCGUGUUGGGGAGUGGGAUAGGGGGAGAGGAGGACCACUACCAGAGAGAGACUAUUCUCCCUACCCUCCCCGCGGUCCUCCACCUCCCCCAGACCGUUUCAGAGAUGACGAGUGGGCCGAUGAGAGAGACCGAGACCAUCUUCCAUACCCUUACGAGGGAGACGGAGACCGUCCUCCAUACCCCUACGAGGGAGAAGAGCGUGGAAGAGGAGGAGAGCUCCGAAGUCGUGACUUCCCGGACGACCCUUCGUACAGGCACGAUAAACCCCCCUACCCAUCCCCUGCAGAAUGGGAGAGACCCAGACCACCCCUUCCAGAGAGAAACUACCCCUCAGAUUAUGAGGACCAUAGGCCCCAUUACGACGGGCGACCCGAGCCCCCUAGAUCAGAUCUAGGUAUCCCUCCAUCCACAACUUCCCAGACCCCUGCUCCUCCCAGUACUGGACCAGACAGUUCCUCGGAACCAGCCUCACAUGGAACUGGGCCGGGCAUACUGGCUCUGUCACAACGACAACACGAGAUCAUCCUGAAAGCUGCCCAGGAGCUGAAACUCAUCCGGUCUGUUUCUCUGGUACUGAACAGAGAAAUGCAUGAGAAUAAGACUGAGGGAGAGGCCCUACCCAUCAUGUCUGACCCCAAGACGGAGCUCCCUGCUGGGCUACUGGGGCUGGAGAUACCCCCUGAGGUCCGGAGUGCCCUCCAGGCAACCAACCUCAUGUCCAGCUCAGGUCCUACUAAAAUGGUGCCGUGGGGAGACACCAAGCCUCCAGAUACUGGUUACUUGUCCACGGCUUCUCCAGUCAUCCCCAAGACUGUGGACUAUGGACAUGGGCAUGACCUUGGUGCUGCCACAGUGGAACGGAUCUCUUACGGCGAAAGGAUUGUGUUGAGGCCCGAUCCCUUACCUGACAGAGAGAGAGAGAGGAGCUAUGAAAAAGAACCCCUGAGACACCCCUACCACAGAGACCUGUACUACGACAGACGACCGGGAGACCCCUACAUGGAGUGCAGGGAGUACAGCAGAGAGAGGGAGAUGUACAGAGAAAAAGCUCCCAUGGACUUUGAAAGAGAACCAUACGAGAGGGAACGCUACCCGCCUCGAGAUGACAGACCCCCCCCCGGCCAUCCUCCACCUCGCCCGGGCUACAGGGACACGAGGGAGGGCAGCCGGACCAGUAGAGAUGGAGAGGAUCCUUAUGGAAGGCCUGGGGGUUAUGACAGACCUCCGUACGAGCGUGGGCCUGAACGCUACGACCACGGCGCCUCACCAUACGGUGAACGGAGGAGUUACCCAGACGAGAGAGGAGGAGGAGGAGGAGGAGGAGGAGGAGGAGGAGGAGGAGGCCCCACGUCGUCCCACCCUCCUCCCCCACCACCGGCUGCUCCUCCUUCCAGGAUCGAGAAGAAACCGGAGACCAAGAACGUGGAGGAUCUUCUCAAACUACCAGGCCGAGACACUCGUCCAGAAAGGAUCGUCAUCAUAAUGAGAGGCCUACCAGGAAGUGGUAAAAGUCAUGUAGCCAAGCUGAUACGGGACAAGGAGGUGGAGUGUGGAGGGGCUCCGCCCAGAGUGCUGGGGUUAGACGACUACUUCAUGACGGAGGUGGAGAAGAUGGAGCAGGACCAAGAUACAGGGAAACGAGUCAAACUCAAGUGUCUGGAAUACGAGUAUGAAGCAGAGAUGGAAGACACGUACAGGAACAGUAUGCUAAAAACAUUCAGGAAGACCCUCGACGACGGCUUCUUCCCCUUCAUUAUCAUCGACGCAAUUAAUGACAGGGUUAAAUACUUUGAUCAGUUCUGGAGUGCUGCCAAGACUAAAGGCUUUGAGGUGUACUUGGCUGAAAUCUCGGCAGACUAUCAGACUUGUGCUAAAAGAAAUGCCCACGGGCGGAAGAUAAAGGAUAUUCAAAAGAUGUCCAGUAACUGGGAGUCGUCACCACGUCACAUGAUGCGGCUGGAUGUCCGCUCCCUGCUUCAGGAUGCUGCUAUUGAGGAGGUUGAGAUGGAAGACUUCAAUCCUGAUGAUGAGUCGCUGAAGAAGCCCAAGAAGAAGGAGGAGGAGGAAGAAGACGUUAAGGGUUACAUUCCACAAAGCAAAUGGGAGAUGGACACUUCUGAUGCCAAACUAGACAAGCUGGACGGCCUGGUGAUGGGGGGGAAGAGGAAAAGGGAGGGAGAUGACUUUCAGCUAACGGACGACUACGCCACACGCCACUCUGAGCCUGGCAAGAAGAGGGUUCGCUGGGCUGACCUCGAAGAGCAGAAGGACGCCGAACGCAAGCGCGAUAUCGGCUUUGUGGUGGGUCAAACAGACUGGGAGAAAAUCACCGACCAGAGCGGACAGAUGGCUCAGAGAGCUCUCAACCGCACUAAGUAUUUCUAGUAACAGAAGAUCGUUGCCCUCACCCCGUGCUUCUUGAUUUAUAGGUCUGCCGACUGAAUAUCAGAAGAUAUCGGGACUACACACUCUACAACAGGCCUGACGUUUAGGAAAUCCAUAGCUGUUUAUUCCAUUAUUAGAAUACAGGAUAUAGUUUUCUGUUUGCGUUAGACAUUCUUGAUGUUCAUUUAGAAUAUUUGUAGUUUUUUUUUUUAAUUUUCUUUCAUCCUUUCGAUUUGGUAAGUUCUUGCACCAGUGUGCUUCUCAUUUUAUACUGUACAAGCUGUAAUGUCUACGUGUAUGUUAGCACUGUUGCUUAUUUUAAGAAAUAAACUGAAGAAACAAUAAAGGUUUCACACACACAAAACAA